Cyprinodon tularosa is the source of this 820-nucleotide messenger RNA. RefSeq names its product rho guanine nucleotide exchange factor 28-like. NCBI's taxonomy places the organism in Eukaryota, Metazoa, Chordata, Actinopteri, Cyprinodontiformes, Cyprinodontidae. Bases 17 to 820 code for a protein of 267 amino acids. The transcript is spliced from 5 exons. Gene Ontology annotation, molecular function: guanyl-nucleotide exchange factor activity; MAP kinase scaffold activity. Gene Ontology annotation, biological process: positive regulation of canonical NF-kappaB signal transduction; adrenergic receptor signaling pathway; regulation of Rho protein signal transduction. The record is from RefSeq and is a predicted model, not a curated record. Gene Ontology annotation, cellular component: actin cytoskeleton; membrane.
GACUGAGUUGCAUUACAUGCAAACGUUGUGCAUCAUGUCUGAAAUAUACAGCAAAGGCCUGCAGAAGGAGGUUCCUCUGGAUCAGCACACAGUGGAAAGGAUUUUUCCAGUAUUGGAUGAUCUCCUAGACCUGCACGACCAGCUCCUCCAACGACUCUUUGCCCGAGAAAAGGAGAGCCAGCUGGAAGCGGGAGGGUCGGAGGGAAACUUCAUCAUCAACAGGAUAGGAGACAUUCUGGUCAGCCAGUUCUCGGAAUCCAAUGGGGACUGUAUGAAAAAAGUUUAUGGGAAAUUCUGCAGCCGUCACAACGAAGCCAUCAACGUCUACAAGGACCUCAUGAACAAAAACAAAAACUUUAAAAACUUUAUCAAGAAAAUGAGAAGUAGCAGCACUGUGCGGAGGCUUGAUAUCCCAGAUUGCAUCCUGCUGGUGACCCAGAGGAUUACAAAGUACCCUGUACUGAUUCAGAGAAUUCUGUUGCACACUAAAGAGCUGAUGCAGACUGAGUUGCAUUACAUGCAAACGUUGUGCAUCAUGUCUGAAAUAUACAGCAAAGGCCUGCAGAAGGAGGUUCCUCUGGAUCAGCACACAGUGGAAAGGAUUUUUCCAGUAUUGGAUGAUCUCCUAGACCUGCACGACCAGCUCCUCCAACGACUCUUUGCCCGAGAAAAGGAGAGCCAGCUGGAAGCGGGAGGGUCGGAGGGAAACUUCAUCAUCAAGAGGAUAGGAGACAUUCUGGUCAGCCAGUUCUCGGAAUCCAAUGGGGACUGUAUGAAAAAAGUUUAUGGGAAAUUCUGCAGCCGUCACAACGAGAAGUAG